UUCACCGGGGUGUGUGAUUUGCUCUUUUGGUACCAUACUUUCCGGCGUCAUAGAUUUAGACUUUAUGUUUAAUUUCCGCUCCAGUAAAUAGUUUGGCGGCAUCUCUUUGUAUGUAUCCUUACCGUUUCAAAAUUGACCAAACAUUAUCAAGGUUUGCAAACAUGGACGGAAAAAUGUAAAAUCACUAUUUCACCCUUAAGCUAGCUCUUCCCGGUCACAGUGGCCGGAGAAUAGAGGACUGACUGAAAUGCGCAUGCAGAAGGCCGACUAGUUUCGUUACGAUGCCGAAUGGUUUUGUUACGAAGCAGCUCUUCCCGGUCACAGCGGAGUGAGGACGAAGGACUGACGCGUGCAGAAGACUGGCCGGUUUCGUUACGAGGCAGCUCUUCCCGGUCACAACGGACGAUGGACGGAGGACUGAUUGAAAUGUGCAUGCAGAAGGCCGACUGGUUUAGUUACGAGGAGCUCGGCCUUCUGCAUGCACGUUUUAGUCAGUUGUGCCUAGAGGACGGGCCAGACGCAGCAGAGCGACGACCCGGGAGCGGAUUCCCCACCGGCAGGGGGACAGGAGACGGCCAUCUCGAGGCACAUCACGACCUACAGGCAACACCGGCGAGACCCGGGAAGGCAACCCGAUUGGGAGUCAGAGGAUCCAUAGUACUUGCAGCCUCCCGUUCGUUGAUGCUUCCAAUUGCUCCAUGUGACCUUGAGAGAAGUAGAAAACCCUCUCGUUCGUUUGAGGAAUGCCAAUGGUAGCUAUCUCCACACGCCAUGAAAUCAGGUGCCAAAGCUCCCAGUAUAUAGUUGUGAAAUCACUGAGACAAGGGCUUUUUUAAUUCGCUGGCUCCUGAGUUCAAAUGCCUGGUAACAAAGUCAAAUUGCUUCCAUUUGAAUGGAAAAAAAGCAGAAUCCGCAACUAUUGAAGAGCAGAUUUGACUGUCUGCUUGGGGGUAAGGGAUCUCUUUUCAGCAACGGAAAAAAAAAAUAGAGCAGAUUUGACUCGGCACAACCUAAUGUGCUCUGUGAGGAAGUGAAUCAGAAUUUGUAGCUAUUGAAAAUAGUUUGUUUGGCUUUCACUUUCCCGGGAUCUCUUCUGUUGCUUGAAUAACUGGUGCUGAUGGAAUAGACGUUGCCACUGCAAAUCUGAUUCGGUCUCUCCGUCAGCCAUCAAUAUAUCUUGAUCAGUAUUCUCUCGUUUCUCCAUCAGCCAUCAAAAUCCAAAUUUGCUCCUCCGAGGAUUACAACUACACACCUACACGACCCUAGGAAAAUGGUUUUGUCGAACAAAAAGCUCAAACAGAAGCUAAGAGCGGAACUUGCAGAGUCUUUAGCAGCAAUAGUAGCUGGAACCCCUUCAAAUGGAUCCAAGAAACAGGACGCCAAAUCGCAUUCUCAGUCGUUAAGAGAGCUUUUGAGCUCGGUGGCUCAUAAGCCUAGAUUGUCAAAGAGAGAGAAGAAAAGAGAAACUUUGUCUUUACAGGGUUCAAAACCCGUUGAAGGAAGUAAUGGUGAUAAUACCCAGAUAGAGAACAAUGGGAUUGCUUCAGAGGUUCAAAAUGACAAGAAGAAGAAAAGGAAGAGAAAAAGAGAUGGGGGUGGGGAUCAGGAGCGAGAGAAUGGUGUCUCCGAAUCGGCAGAGAAGAAACCCGUAAAGAAGCCCAAAAAGAAAAAGAAGAAGAAGAAUAAGAAGAAGAGAACUGAAUCUGGAGAUGGAGAAGGGAAAGAGGAAACCGUAGCAGAACCGGUGAAGGUCAAUGAUAGUCAGGAAAAUGGUGAGAUGACUCGAAAAGUUUAUGUAGGAGGCAUCCCGUACUACUCAUCCGAGGAUGACAUUAAGAGCUUCUUUGAAAGCUGUGGCACCAUAACUGAAGUUGAUUGUAUGAGGUUUCCUGAGAGUGGGAAGUUCAGAGGAAUUGCCAUCAUUACUUUCAAGACUGAAGCUGCAGCAAAAAGAGCCUUGGCUCUUGAUGGAGCUGACAUGGGUGAACUUUUUCUAAAGAUCCAGCCUUACAAGACAACUCGGGUUCAGAAGUCAUCAGAUUUUGCCCCUGAGAUUGUAGAGGGCUAUAAUAGGAUCUAUAUUGGAAAUUUGUCUUGGGAUAUGACGGAGGAUGAACUAAGGAAACUUUUCUCAGAUUGCAAUAUAUCAUCAAUACGCUUAGGCAAGGACAAAGAGACUGGGGAAUUCCGUGGCUAUGCACAUGUUGAUUUCUCUGAUAGUCUCUCUCUAACAAUUGCUUUAUCACUAGACCAGAAGAUGGUGUGUGGAAGACCAGUGAGGAUAAGAUGUGCAGUUCCAAAGAAAGAGCCAGAUAACCAUCCAAAAUUGGAAUCCGGAAGCAAGAAGGCAGAAAAAAGCAGUGUGAGCUCCGGCAAUGGGAAAAAGAAGAACAAGAGACGGACAUGCUAUGAAUGUGGUGUUCCAGGUCAUCUUUCCUCAGCUUGUCCUAGGAAGAAGGCUGUUGAUCAAGAGAAUUGUCCAAAAUAAAUUCCUUUACUGUUGAUCAAUUUUCCAAAUCUGUCACUUGAUGAGGAUCCUCGAGUUUUUGCUUUGUAGGUCUGUAGUAGAGCCAUUCAAAUGUAUUUAUUUGUUCAAUCAAAUACAAAGGUGGAAGCAAUUUAUGGUUUUUUGGUUGUCUUAGAUACAGAUCUUUGAUAACCCUGGAAUUGACAAUCCCCCCUCAUUUUUCUCCUUUUAGUAGAGCAUUUAAAACUAA
Molecule: messenger RNA, 2717 nt
Organism: Nelumbo nucifera (sacred lotus)
Lineage: Eukaryota; Viridiplantae; Streptophyta; Magnoliopsida; Proteales; Nelumbonaceae
Gene: PHIP1
Product: phragmoplastin interacting protein 1
Molecular function (GO): RNA binding; zinc ion binding
Source: RefSeq, a predicted model, not a curated record